ACUGAUGCUUCUUUGUUUAGGCUACCAUACCAAUACAAGACAGUAAGGACAUCAAGGAGAUCAAAGAGCUUCAAGUUAGAGUCAUCGAAGAGAUUUCAAGGGAUGAAAAGGUUGAACAUGUUAAUCCCGCUAAGUGCUUCUACAGUGGAUUGUCCUAUAAUGAUUUACCUGUGGAUGUAACUGAGAUUACGGCACUUGGUCGUCCUUUGGAUCUUGGAAUGUUUUAUGACUGUCGGAAUGAUUCAUUUAUUUCAGACGGAAACCUUUGGGAUAACCAUACUGUAACAAGUAACAGAAUAUCUUGGCCCCUACUGAAAACACAUCUAAAGGUUUUGGAAGAUGACUCCCUUCCGGAAAGAUGCAAAGCAUUUGAAAUGUCACCUAUGUUACGAGUAAGUGCUCUGUGUGGACUGAUGCUAAAUGGAGCUGCAGCCUUUCUGAAUCACCCAGUUCAGUCUCAACAUCAGGACAGAUUUACACUACACUAUAAAACCACCACCAGACUGGACAUGAUCAGCCAAAGACUGUUACAGGAAGGAGCUCCUACCUCAGUGAUUAAUGCAACCACAGCAACACAUGUGAUCAUCGCGGUUUUCUAUGGAGCCCAAGCAUUCUUUGUUUUUGAUGAUAAGAGAAUCAGCACAGAGAAAAAUACAGAAAUGGAAAAUGUUAUCAAGAAGCUCACCACUACCCUCAGUGCACAAGAUGUGUUCUCAAGUCUCAAUGAAACUGAAAAGGCAAACUGUAUGUUAUAUGACUGCAGUAUGUACAUUGACGUAGAUGAUUGGAAGAGUCCAGUGUCUUUUGAUAAGGCUGUGGACAUCUACGGUUCUCUGCCGACACUGCUUGGAUCCAAAGGUGAGAGAGCGGUCCCUCUAAAGAUUUGGCUGUAUCCUCUGAAGAAACUGGACAGGAGCUCAGUGUGUGCUGCUCUGAGUGGAGUCAGUGAAAACUUGACGCAACAAGCUGAGAAUAUUCUAGAACAUCUGAGAAAACAGAUCAGGGUCUGUCAGGACAUGAUAACAGACUAUGAUAAUCUGACUGUGAUUACUCGGUUUCCUGCUUUGCAAGAACAAUUUCAAAACUUUUCAGAAUUUCUACAAGAGUACAUGUCAGAUUUUCAGAGAAAAGCUGCUGAGAUUAUUAAAUCCAUAAAUGUCAAGGAAGCAGAAGGAGAGAAGAGUUUUCAAGAACUCAUCAGUAACUGUGUUCAGUCUCCAUUCAAUCCAGAGAACACACAUCAUUGGCUUGAAAAGAAGAAAACUGAUCUGGCAGUUUUAAAUGAGUGCAGAGCAGCGAACAUUACCAUUGUAAAAUCACAGGAGGAGCUUCAGCGUGUCAUUAAUGAUCCUUGUAUGAGCAGAGUGUUCUGCUUCACUAUUUCAUCGAUGGAGGAUGAUUUUCCCACAACUCUGAAGCAGCACAUUCAUUUAAUGAAAAACUGCACAUUGACCAUGUCUGAUUGCAUAAAGCUAGAAGAUUCAGUGCGGUCAGUAAAGCCUGUUUGUGUCAGUCAGAAAGUAUUUUCUGACUUAAAAGUAUUUAUUGCUGCCAAAGAAACAAAUGAAGAUGCAAUGCAAACCAAGUUCAUUGCUGCAUUUGUACCUGAUGAUGGUUUUCACUGUGUGCGGUUUUACCAUGCUGGAAUCAUUAUGAGCAGAAAUAUGAAACUUCAAACAAAGCCAAAUCUUAUCCAAAUAUCUCAAAUAAAACACAGUAGCAUGUCCUUAAAAAUGAAUAAAACACAAAACAGAAGCAUUGAGAGGUGUUUGGUGGAGUACAGAGCUCUGGGUGAUGAUGGAAUGAACAACACUUGGAAACAGAUCUUUUUUGACACCAAAUCUGUUAAGGAAACCUUCAUUAUUUCAGGACUUACACCAGGCAAAAGAUUUCAGCUGAGGUAUUCAGUGAUUGAAAAUGGCUGUAUGAGUAACUUCAGCAAGAUUAUGAACUUUCAUACAGCUCUUGCAGCAAUACCUGGGCAACCCUUGGUGAAUAAACUGAACAGAAACACUCUCAGAUUUGUCUGGCAGAGAGCUGAAGCUGAUGAAGAUUGUCCAGUGCUGCAGUAUAUGGUUGAGUACAAAGAAGCAGGACUGGAGGGCUGGUCAUCAGUACUAACACAAGGACCUCAGUGUGAAUGUACAUUAACUGUUCCUUACAGCACCUGCUAUAGAGUCAGAGUCUCAGCUGUCUAUGAGGACGUCACCAGUGAACCCAGUGAGGAAACACCAGUACCAGUUGACGUCUUGUCCAUAAAGCUCUCAGAGAGAAAGAUCUCCAUCCUCCUAGAAGUGCUGAAACUGCAGACAGAGAAGAAACCAGUAGAGCUGAUAGACUGGACAGAUGAAGAGAGUGAAGUGAGGGGAUUCCUCCAGUGUCUGCCCUACAUCUCACAGCUCAGAUUUUCUGGCAUUAUCUACAUGAAGAGAGAAACUGCUGUGAAGUUUCUGCUGAAUCUGUUUGUUUCAGCAUCAGAGUUUGAUGGAAAUACAGAAGAAAAUUACACUGAACUAUUAACAUCUGUGUGCAGUUACACAUCUUUCCCUUUUGAUGAGAAUUAUUAUGAUACUGAGUAUCAGUGUGAUUUCCUGCUGGAUCUGUGUUCACAUGUGAAGGACUAUGAGACUCAAACAGGCAGGAGUGUCCUUCCAGCAUUACAGUCAGUUUAUCAGUCAGCUCCUGCAGUCUGGAUAAUAAAGCUCUCAAAGAGAAAGAUCUCCAUCCUCCUAGAAGUGCUGAAACUGCAGACAGAGAAGAAACCAGUAGAGCUGAUAGACUGGACAGAUGAAGAGAGUGAAGUGAGGGGAUUCCUCCAGUGUCUGCCCUACAUCUCACAGCUCAGAUUUGUUAAACUACAGAAUAACUCAUCUGAAUCAUGGGAGAAAAGAAAGAGAUCUUUCAUACUGGAUUUGUGUCUGCAAGCUGCUCUCCACCAGAAAGAGACAAUAGAAGAAACUGUGAAGAAACUGUUGUCGUCUGUGAAUUAUGAGAGAUGUGAUUUCCUGCUGGAUCUGUGUUCACAUGUGAAGGACUAUGAGACUCAAACAGGCAGGAGUGUCCUUCCAGCAUUACAGCCAGUUUAUCAGUCAGCUCCUGCAGUCUGGAGAAUAAAGCUCUCAGAGAGAAAGAUCUCCAUCCUCCUAGAAGUGCUGAAACUGCAGACAGAGAAGAAACCAGUAGAGCUGAGAGACUGGACAGAUGAAGAGAGUGAAGUGAGGGGAUUCCUCCAGUGUCUGCCCUACAUCUCACAGCUCAGAAUUCAUGAAGAUGCUUUUGAAAUGAAGCAAUCUGCUGGCCAGUUUCUGCUGAAUCUGACUGUUGCAGCUUCGAAGUGUGUUACAACUACAGGAGAGAAUUACAUUGAGCUUUUAACAUCUGUGUGCAGCUACAGAUCAUUUCUCUGGUAUGAUGAUGAUGAGUACUAUCAGGUUGGACACUGUGAUUUCCUGCUGGAUCUGUGUUCACGUGUGAAGGACUAUGAGUCUCAAACAGGCAGGAGUGUCCUUCCAGCAUUACAGUCAGUUUAUCAGUCAGCUCCUGCAGUCUGGAGAAUAAAGCUCUCAGAGAGAAAGAUCUCCAUCCUCCUAGAAGUGCUGAAACUGCAGACAGAGAAGAAACCAGUGAAGCUGAUAGACUGGACAGAUGAAGAGAGUGAAGUGAGGGGAUUCCUCCAGUGUCUGCCCUACAUCUCACAGCUCAGGUGAGACUCUCAUGAGGAACACACCAAUCUUGAUGGAUUAUUGUAUUCAGUGCUACAUAAAGAGGUAUUGGUGUAAUUUGAGUAAGUCUGAUUAGCCCUAACUAACUUCUAGUUGUUCAGACUUGUGCAGUGUUGGGCAAUAACUUAAGGCUACUAGUAAUGCAUUACAGUAAUAUUAUUUUUUCUAGUGACUAGAACUAAUAACAUUUAUUUUUUUGUCACAAUUUCUAAUGAUUUGAAAUUACAAAAAUCCAAUCAUCCCUAUCAAUUUUCAUAAUCGUUGUUGUGUGUGUGCGCUCAUGACUUCACCAAAGCUGCAAACUGGCUUUGUCUGAAGACGGAGUAGCCUACAUUAUAUAGCUGUCACGGCUGGAUAGUGGAAAGGAUGGAGGACUCAAGUGUGGGAAGACGAUUUAAUAAAGUAAAUAUAAAUACAAAAACCAACAACCAAAAACAGACAAAGAAAAAAUCAGGUCUAGCAGGAAACACAAGGAACAUAAUAACAACAAACCAGCACAGGACUACAAACACAGGGAAACUAAAUAGGGGAGCAAAUAAGGAGGGUAACGAGGGAAACAGGUGGGGAAAAUUAACCAAUAAUCAGAUAACAAGGAAGGACAAGUAAAGACAGAAGCCGUUUCUCAUGCGUACUUGUCUGUAGGCUACUUGUGUUCUUGUGGACUUGUGAAAUGUCAUCAGUCACUGCCCAAGUACUGUUCCAAUUCAAAGUUCACAUCAAGCCAAGUCCACUUCAAAUCCCCGGAUGUGUUCUUGAUCCGCCCCGUU
Molecule: messenger RNA, 4489 nt
Organism: Pimephales promelas (fathead minnow)
Lineage: Eukaryota; Metazoa; Chordata; Actinopteri; Cypriniformes; Leuciscidae
Source: RefSeq, a predicted model, not a curated record